Messenger RNA from Fusarium proliferatum ET1, 585 nucleotides. RefSeq lists its product as uncharacterized. Bases 1 to 585 code for a protein of 194 amino acids. Lineage: Eukaryota; Fungi; Ascomycota; Sordariomycetes; Hypocreales; Nectriaceae. The record is from RefSeq and is a predicted model, not a curated record. The transcript has 3 exons.
AUGAAAUUGAGAAGAGCUGGCUGGAAAGACUGCGUGGGCCACGACAUUUGUAUCUGUUCUAACAGGCUACUCGCUCAUGAUGUUGAUGAGAAUGAACCUAACAGGCCUGCUGCCGGUCCGCCGCGCCCUUGCGAGGCACACGCAGGUUUCAGUAUGCACAAGAACUACCCGCGUCGCAUCCAAGAUACUAGCAAGAUCGAUGUUCCUAACCCCAAGUCUAUCAUCGAUAAGGCUAUUCCAAAGACUGACGAGCUUGCCGAACUUGUCAGCAAGUUGUACACUGACGUGCUGAACGAGGACCUCGACGCUUGUAUGGACUGUGCAGUCACAGCGCUCAACAUGCCUGUCUUUAUUCUUAUUCUCAGUAUCGCCUUCACAGUCACUCCCUUCGCCGAUUCAGCGGCGUCAGCUCUUGGUGGCGCAGCGAUGAUUUCACGGGCGGCACUGAUAAUCGUGAUGAAGGUCAAGGGGGCUAGGAACACAUUCAAGGAUGCCGCCGAUGCUCGACGGGCUCUGAAGGGCAACAAGCUUGAAGCCUUUCCCCAGAGUUCCGGAGCAAGGACGAGAUUGUACAGAGUCUUCUGA